AUGGGUAUGGUGCAGGUUAGUACAUCAGAAGACAUAGCCAGGGAGUCAAGCCGUGUAAUCGGUUCCCUGUAUGGUGAGGUAUCUGACUUUCGUGUAAACACAACGUUCCCGAUACCGGAGAAAGGAACAAGAGAGGCAUGGGACGUGCAGGUAAACUUCAUGCUUGACGGCCUCAAGUAUACGGUGGAUCUUGAGAUUCAGGAAAAGGACGGACAGGUCACCAACGCAAGGCUGAUUGACACAAUGGUGCCCCUCUAAUUUUUUUUUAAACCGCUUGCGUGCUCAUAUGGUCAGUAUCUCCUUGGCGGUUCUGAUCUUUUCAAAGAUCUUGUUGAUGUGCGAGUCCGCAAACUUUUCAAACGUCUGUACCUCGCGCCUGUCCUUGGUGUCCUUCUUAUACACGGCAUACUCCCUCUGGAGCCACUCAAAGUCGGACUCCUUGAGCCUGAUUACGUUAUUCUGCGAGUUCAGCUUGGAUUCAAACAGAUUCACCAGAAAGUAGCUCACGAAGUUUGAAAAGCAUUUGGUUUUGUAUCUUGUCCCGUACUCCUUCCCAUGCAGAUCAUACUUCUCCCUCAGCC
Geodia barretti is the source of this 581-nucleotide messenger RNA. Lineage: Eukaryota; Metazoa; Porifera; Demospongiae; Tetractinellida; Geodiidae. The record is from the annotation of a GenBank genome assembly.